UCCCGAGCGCUGCUACCGAUUUCAUCAUGGUCCAAAUUUAAUUACCUUUUAUCAUUAUAAAAAAGAAAAUCAACUCUCAACAAUACAAUACACAUAAUCUGCUGCUCGUCUUCAUCACCAUCAGAUUUUUUUUUAAAAAAAAUUCAACCCUACCGUUCUUGCUUCAACCUCUCCUCCCCCGCUUCUCUCUUCUUCCUCUGAAAAUAGACGUCAAAAACAGGAUUAAUUCGAGGAGGAAGAACAAGACUGAGCUUUUCCUUGCCAUCUCUUCAUUAUCUGAUUUAAAUCCACCCCAAAAUCACAUCAUUUUGCCUAAUUUGGAUCAUUCUGCGCUUGAAAGGGAAACUAAUAGAGCAUUCGCUGCUGUAUUUUCACCUGAGCUAUCUUUUAUAGUUUAAACCACUUUUCAAUCCUUCCAUCUCAGUUCUUAAAUUUCUGCAUUUCCUCAAGAAUGCAGUUUCAUCUUCCUUUUGGUUGAGAAAGUCAUGAGCUCUGCUAAAUCCUAAAUUGAAACUAAAAUAUGUGAGCGAGGUCUCCCUUUUCACAUUGCAAGCUGCCUAAACAAUCCUUGACCGAGAGAAUGUUUGGGUCACAAACUCAGAGCGAGAUCUCUUAUAGAUUACCUUCCCUUAUAUAUCAAUGGAAAAACACCAUGAUCAACGCUAAAAGCUCUACCAAAACCUCACACAAUAGCGGCAGUUCAUGGAAGGCAGCCAGAGUCAAUGUCAAAUUCCAAGAUCUUUAUGAUUUCACAGUAGAGGGUAACAUUGAUGAUGUUAAUGUACUGAAUGAAGUGAGGGAGAGGGUGAGGCAGCAGGCAAAGGUGUGGUGGGCUCUUGAGGCCAGUAAGGGUGCAAAUUGGUACUUGCAACCUCAGAUAUCUUCCAAAGGAGAGGGCAUCAGCGUGGCUUCACUGAAGCUUUCAGUGCUUACAAACACAAUUUCUCUAAGAAAGCUUAUAAGGAAGGGUAUUCCUCCGACUCUGAGACCUAAGGUGUGGCUCUCAGUUUCAGGUGCAGCAAAGAAAAGAUCAACUGUGCCUGAGAGCUACUAUGAAGAUCUGAUUUUGGCUACCCAUGGAAAGGUUACACCUUCAACGAGACAGAUUGAUCAUG
Messenger RNA from Phalaenopsis equestris, 1115 nucleotides. RefSeq names its product growth hormone-regulated TBC protein 1-like. Lineage: Eukaryota; Viridiplantae; Streptophyta; Magnoliopsida; Asparagales; Orchidaceae. The record is from RefSeq and is a predicted model, not a curated record.